AUGCUAUACUUGACUGGAGUUGCUACACUUUCUGAAAAUAUCAAGAGAUUGUUUCCAAAGGAUACUGAAGAAUCACCUGCAGAAUACACGUUCAGGUUAGUGUGCACCAGUUGCAGAGAAGAACAUGAUGCGCCAGUGAGAAUCAAUCGAUUUGAGUCUCAUGACAUGAAUGGCGGGAGAGGGAAUGCGUCUUUUGUAAUGAGGUGCAAGUUCUGUGGUAACGAUUGCUCGAUUAAUUUGACAAGAACGGCAGAAGAUUUAUACAAUCUGGAUGAGGAAUCAAAUGCUGAAGCCAUUGAGCAGGCUAAAAAGGAUAGAAAGAAAAAGGGUCUACGCUCUGUUCCUGUAGAAAAGGCAGUUUUGCUUGAGCUUGACUGUAGAGGAUGUGAGGCAACUAAAUUUGAGCCUGCUGACACUACAUUUGUUGCUGAAUUAACAUCAAAGAAGCAAAUGGACUUCCAAUUUGAAGACGGAGAGAAUGAAUGGUACGAUUAUGAUGAAGAUGCUGAAGAAGAAGUUAGCGUCGUCGAUAUGACAUUUGAAGUAAUCAAGGGUAAAUAA
This is a messenger RNA of Kluyveromyces marxianus DMKU3-1042, 561 nucleotides long. RefSeq lists its product as uncharacterized. The record is from RefSeq and is a predicted model, not a curated record. The transcript has a single exon. Gene Ontology annotation, molecular function: zinc ion binding. Lineage: Eukaryota; Fungi; Ascomycota; Saccharomycetes; Saccharomycetales; Saccharomycetaceae. Bases 1 to 561 code for a protein of 186 amino acids.